AGUAGAAUAAUCCACGAAAAGCAUAGUGGGAAAAUCCAACAUCUUGCAACGAGGAGAUUCUUCCGGGUUUUUCCGUUCCGUUAAAAAAACACAAUUUCUGCAUAUUUCUUAACAUUUUCUGUUCUGUAAGGGAUAGCUUUAGAGCGUUAAGUGCAAUCAGCAGGGAUGGAGACCGCUAUGGACGGAGGCUUUGCAAGGAGAGCGCGCCAGUUUUUACCGAAAAGUCGAGGAGACAAGGUGGCGUUUGCUUUCCUCGUGGUGAUAAUUCACCUGAUCUUCUACUUUGAGCAGUUCAGAGUCCUCCCUGAGAUCUACCAUGAGCCCUGCCUGGCUAGCUACAUCCACACAGCGUUCAUGGUGUUUGUGUACAUCAACACGGUUGGUAACCUGUUCAUGAUGAUGAAUGUAGACACCACCACCGGUAGCCACGUCCUGCCCAGCAUACUCAAGCCAGGCUGGCACUUCUGUGCCUCGUGUGAAGCCAACGCUCCGCCGCGCUCCUUCCAUUGCUGGGAGUGCGGCACCUGCAUCCUGAAGCGAAUCCACCACUGUACCUUCACUGGGAACUGUGCAGCCUGGGCCAACCAGCGAUACUACAUCGUGUUCCUGCUCUACAUGAGUAUAGGGGCCGUGUACACAAACAUCAUGAACUUUGACUAUGUGUGGGAUGUUAUGGGGGGACUGACUGUGACGUCUAUCCUGACAAUGUUUGCUCCUUUGGUGAUGUGGAUAGCAGGGCAGGCCAAAGCUCACACUUUUUUUGUAUCCAUUAUGUCCAUGGUGUGUCUCAUAGGGGGUGCUUUUUCUCUUGUGCUGUUCUAUUACCACAGUAAGCUGACUCUCCUGAACAGGACAGUGUUCGAGUUCAAUAAAAGGAUCAGCGAUUACGACCUGGGGUGGCAGCAGAACUUGGAACAGGCCUUUGGCACUAGGUGGCAAUUGGUAUGGCUGUUUCCUCUGCUGCCAUCACCUCUGUUGGGGAACGGUUUGGAGUUCCCUGUUAAUAGUGACGUUUCAGAGGCAGUUAAGGAUAUGUAAAACACAAUCAAACUGUAUAUUAACAUUUAUGUCUGUGUUUUCUACCACCUGUGUCUAGUUUUCCGAUGUGUUGAGACUCCAA
This is a messenger RNA of Branchiostoma floridae (Florida lancelet), 1120 nucleotides long. RefSeq names its product probable palmitoyltransferase ZDHHC24. The coding region runs from base 166 to 1038 and encodes 290 amino acids. Lineage: Eukaryota; Metazoa; Chordata; Leptocardii; Amphioxiformes; Branchiostomatidae. The transcript has 3 exons. The record is from RefSeq and is a predicted model, not a curated record. Gene Ontology annotation, molecular function: palmitoyltransferase activity.